Molecule: messenger RNA, 1006 nt
Organism: Porites evermanni
Lineage: Eukaryota; Metazoa; Cnidaria; Anthozoa; Scleractinia; Poritidae
Source: the annotation of a GenBank genome assembly
AUGGCAGAGGCAGUUGUAAAUACCGCUGAAAGCCAAGCAGAAACUCCAACUUCCACAGAAGAGACAGAGGAAACAUCUACAGAUGGUCAGUAAAUGUUAUUUUUGACGAGAAUAUGGUUUGUUUGUUGUGUGCAGCUGUUCGUCGUGUUCCUAUAUUUUCAAACCGCAGUUGCGUUGGUUUUUUCUUAUUGAAAUGUUAUUUAAGAAAGCCGAUUUUCUUUAAUACUCAGGGAUAGCUGAAGAGGAAGUGGUUCAGACUGUGGAAGAACUGAACUAUCAUCCCGAUUGCCCAGUUUGUCUACAACCAAGUUUUUAUCCGGUUAAACUUCCUUGCGGCCACAUCUUUUGCUUUUUAUGCAUAAAAGGUGUUGUUUUACGAAGCCGAAAGUGCGCUUUAUGCCGCCAUGCGGUCACCGCAGUCUACCUUGAAAACCCUACGUUUAUUAGAGUUGUAGAAAAAGAUAGCAAGGAAGAGAACUCUUGUAAAACAGUUGAGAAAAAUGGCGAUGGAUCAAGCGAGGAUCAAGAUUUUGUUUGGUACUACGAAGGCCGCAACGGAUGGUGGGCUUACGACGAGAAGACUUCUCCGGAAGUAGAAAAAGCUUUCAAAAGUGGACAGAGAUCAUGUAGUCUUCUCAUUGCCGGUUUUCUUUACGUGAUAGACUUUGAAAACAUGUUUCAAACGCGUAAGAACGAACCGGGUAGGAGGAGGAGAAUCAAGCGUGACAAGAGGGAUGUAGAUAGAAAGGGUGUAGCUGGAAUUCGCAUUCCUCCUUCAUCGCGGUUAACCGCCCCUGCUCAAACAGCGGAUUCCUUGAGCAUUGAUAAAAGAGAUAACGGCGAAAACCAAGGCGAGGUUGUACACUCCACAUCUGAAGUCUCAAAUGAUACAUCAUCAACACAGCACGUCUUGGGGGAAUCCUCCCAAGUGCAAAGCCAAGGGGAGUCUGGGGUUGAGGAAGUGGCUACUAGGUUAGAAGUCCAUUUUACACAUAGCAUAAACUAA